Molecule: messenger RNA, 1521 nt
Organism: Penicillium vulpinum
Lineage: Eukaryota; Fungi; Ascomycota; Eurotiomycetes; Eurotiales; Aspergillaceae
Product: Major facilitator superfamily domain general substrate transporter
Exons: 6
Coding region: 1-1521 (506 amino acids)
Biological process (GO): transmembrane transport
Cellular component (GO): membrane
Molecular function (GO): transmembrane transporter activity
Source: RefSeq, a predicted model, not a curated record
AUGGCUUUUGAUACUUCCGACAAACCAACUGACACCCGGUUGGAAGACCCAGAGAGAAUUCUUGACUCCAAGGAUCCGCUUACUGCAGCCGGAUUUGAGGAUCCCGACGCAGGAUUGAGCGAUGAGGAAAGAGCAGCAAUUGAUCGCAAGCUACUAUGGCAACUCGACAUGCGCCUCGUCCCGUGGCUCAGUCUACUUUAUCUCGUUUCGUUCCUCGAUCGAACAAAUAUUGGCAACGCGAAGCUUGUCGGUCUUCAAACAGACCUGAACAUGACCAAUUCCCAAUACAAUGCAACACUGACUAUAUUUUUCGUCUCAUACUCAGUCUUCGAGCCCGUGACUAACGUCCUGCUCAAGCGGUUGCGGCCGAGUAUCUUUAUCCCCCUCAUUAUGAUGGCAUGGGGAAUUUGCAUGACCUGCAUGGGCUUCGUAAAAAACUUCUCUGGAUUAAUGGCAGUCCGCUGGUUCCUAGGCCUAUCUGAAGCUGGUCUAUUCCCCGGAGUAGGCUACUUCCUCUCGUGCUGGUACAAGCGCUCAGAAUUUGGCGUGCGCAUGGCUAUUUUCUUCUCUGCGGCCGCGCUUGCAGGUUCCUUCGGAGGUCUGCUAGCAGCAGCGAUUGCGAAGAUGGAUGGCGUGGCCGGAAAGCCGGGCUGGUCUUGGAUUUUUAUCCUGGAAGGCCUUCUUACGUUUUGCAUUGGCGUUGCCUCGUUUUGGUGUGUCUAUGACUUCCCUGAUCAGGCAAGCUUCUUGUCGGACAUCGACCGCAAGCGCGUGCUUAGAAGACUCGCCAUGGAUCAGCAAUCGAGUGCUGAGCAUGAGGAGUUUAAGAUGGAUUACUUCUGGUCCAGUCUGAAGGAUUGGAAGACUUACACUGGCGCUAUGAUAUAUAUGGGCGCUGAUGGGGCGCUUUAUGCGUUUUCGCUUUUCGUGCCUACUAUUAUCAAUCAACUAGUGAGCUACAGCUCGAUUCGUGCACAGUUGCUGAGUGUACCCCCAUAUGCCGCCGCCGCCGUCUUGACAGUGACAGUUGGCUUCAUUGCAGACCGUACAAGACAGCGUGGUCUCUGCAAUAUGGCUGUGUCAAUUCUUGGUAUGGUAGGAUUCAGUAUGCUGCUAGGCUGUGAGUCUGCCGGCGCUCGCUACGCGGGAACUUUCCUCGGAGCCAUGGGCAUCUACCCAGCCAUUGCGAACACGAUUUCAUGGACUAGUAAUAACACCGAAGGUGUAUACAAACGAGGUGUCUCCCUCGGGUUUAUCAUCGGCUGGGGAAAUCUCAACGGCAUCGUCUCCUCCAACAUCUACCGCGACGCUGAUAAACCAACAUACUAUCCUGGCCACGGAGUAGUACUCGGCUACCUGGUCAUAUUCCUCUUUGGUGGAUCCGUGUUGCAGUACCUCCUGCUGCGGCGUGAGAAUGGCAAGCGCAGACGCGGCGAACGCGACCACUGGGUCCAGGGCUUGGACCGGAACCAGAUCGAGUUGCUGGGCGAUAAGAGACCGGAUUUCAUUUACACGCUGUGA